GUUUCAUGAGCUCUGAUAUACCUCAUCUUUUAUUUUUGUGUAACAUAUAAAGUUUCAGAUUUUAACAAUGGCAUUGAUAUUUUGCAGGUUAAGCCUCAUUGCACUUUUGCUAGUGGUCAGAAUUUUUCUUUUCCGAGCCACUGCCCGUGACUUGCAGGUGUAUUCCAUGCUCGAAAGGCAUGAGAAAUGGAUGAGUCACCAUGGGCGCGUAUACAAAGAUGAUGUUGAAAAGGCAGAGAGAUUCAAGAUAUUUAAAGAAAAUGUCGAUUUUAUCGAGUCUUUCAACAAUGAUGCUGCUCAUUCUUACCAGCUUGGACUCAAUAGAUUUGCAGAUAUAACAAACGAAGAGUUCCAAUCAAUGGUUGGUAGAUAUAAUCUGUCUUCCCUUCCGAAGACAUCAAAUUCUCAACCAUUUAGUUACGAAAGUGAAAUUUCUAGUCCUGAAAGUUGGAACUGGAGAGAGAAGGGUGCUGUAACUGAUGUCAAGGACCAGGGUAAAUGUGGAUCAUGCUGGGCAUUUUCAGCAGUAGCAGCAGUAGAAGGACUGAACCAACUAAAAACUGGCAACUUGGUUUCACUAUCAGAACAACAACUCCUAGAUUGCGAGAGCCCAAAUAACAACGGUUGUGGAGGUGGCAUCAGGACAGAAGCAUUUGAAUACAUAGCCGAAAACGGAGGCCUAACAACAGAAUCAAAUUACCCUUACACUGGAAUUCAGUCCACUUGCGAUAGCCAAAAGGCGGAAUCAACGGUCGUGACAAUUUCCAGCUACCAAACAGUGGAAGCAAGUGAAUCAGCACUAUUGCAAGCAGUAGCAAGUCAGCCAGUCUCUGCAGGUAUAACUAUUGGGAGUGACGAAUUCCGGUUUUACAAAGGUGGAAUAUUCAAUGGGGAAUGUGGAGAGACUUCACAUCAUGCAGUGACAGUAGUAGGGUAUGGAACAAGUGAGAAUGAGGGUGGUGAUUAUUGGUUGGUGAAGAAUUCAUGGGGAGAGAAAUGGGGUGAAGGAGGAUAUAUGAGAAUGGCUAGAAAUCUUGUGGAUGGUGGAAUUUGUGGUCUUGCUAAUCGUGCUUCUUUUCCUACUGCUUAAAGCAAAGGAUUUGAGGGAAAAAACAAAAAGGGGGAAUUUCAGAAAUAGCAACACUAUAGCCUUAAUUAUAACUUUUAUAGCAACAGUUUCAUAAUUACGAAAAAUAGCAAAUUGUAUUUGUAUUUAAGUAAAAUGUUGCUAUAUAAAUACAUAUACAAAUAUAUAUAUAUUACUCAUAAAUACAUAUGCACAACUGAAAAAUACAUAUUCUUCUAUUACUAUGAAGUGGGUAAAAUAUUGCUACUUUUGCUAUAGGUUGUAAUUUUGAAAAAAUGUUGUUAUUUAUUGUAAUUAUAGUCUUAAGGAUGCUAGUUUCUGUAAUUUUUCCCCAAAAAAACUAUGUUUUAUAUAUGUUGUGAUCAUCAAGUGUGUUAAUUA
Molecule: messenger RNA, 1468 nt
Organism: Capsicum annuum
Lineage: Eukaryota; Viridiplantae; Streptophyta; Magnoliopsida; Solanales; Solanaceae
Product: ervatamin-C
Exons: 2
Coding region: 68-1090 (340 amino acids)
Cellular component (GO): lysosome
Molecular function (GO): cysteine-type endopeptidase activity
Source: RefSeq, a predicted model, not a curated record